Diatraea saccharalis (sugarcane borer) is the source of this 2280-nucleotide messenger RNA. NCBI's taxonomy places the organism in Eukaryota, Metazoa, Arthropoda, Insecta, Lepidoptera, Crambidae. The record is from the annotation of a GenBank genome assembly.
UUGUGGGGCGCAUCCUUAAUCACAAAUGUCAAGAAUCUGUGGCUUGGUUGGAGAGUGCUAAUAAAAGCUAUUUUUUGUUUUCCAAAAUCAAGGGAAAUCAGUGCUAUUAGACUAAUUAUAUUAGAAAAAAAUUACUUUACGUUAUUUAAAACCUACUAAAGCGUACUGCUGUGAUGUGAUUGUGUUUUAGCUAGUGUCGUUUUAAUGUGCGUUGUUUGUCUGUCAUGUACUUAUAUUGGAAUUUCCUAAAUAGAACAGACAUUUCAUGUCGGGACCGCGUAUAAAAAUAACAUUGGAUCGUCGAGGGCUACCAGACUCGCCUGCGCCAUGAUUCUCAAAAUGUCCCAACAAUUUACUCUGGAGAUAUUGUUGUUAUUUAUAGGUGUUAUUACUAUAGCUGUAGCUGCACCUCCAGUUGAUGAAAAUUUACCACCUCGACCAAAAGAAGGUGGAAUAACAACAAAGUUCUGUGAUUUUUACAAUGGCACCAAACCACUCUGUGACACCACAAAUGACUCAGACUGUCUCUCUGCCACUAAUGUUGAAGAAUGUCAACCGACCGAGACUGACAAAAGUACCCAUUGUUUUGUUUUAUGGCAAUAUGACAAUGAAACAAAUACAGCAAAACUUAAAUUCAAAGGAUGCUUUCUUGAUACUGUCUCGUGCAUGGACAGAAGUCACCAAUGUAGGUUGCAUAAUAUGAAACUACCGCUACUCCAUUGCUGCUGUGAAGGAGAUAUGUGUAAUAAAAAUGCAACAUUCCCAGGCUUGGAUGUUAUAAUGGCACAGACCGAAUCUCCUCCUGAACUAAUACCAGCUUCUGUUGUUCCGGUAACCGAUGAUACCAAAGCAGUGAUUGCAUAUACUUUAACACCUCUUUUCCUAUUGUUUGCUAUUUUGAUUGCUUGCUACUUUUUAUAUCGGAGACGUAAAGGCAGUUCAUUUGCUGAACUUGCUAAUGGGGAAGCUUCUUUAUCAAGACCACCAUCAGCUGGAGGAGGGAUGGAAAAUGAGAAUGGGGGAUUAGUUGGGCAGGUGUCGUUAUGUGAAGUCCGAGCUAGAGGUAGAUUUGGGGCUGUAUGGAGAGCUAAAUUGGGUCCCCUUGAUGUUGCCGUGAAAGUCUUUCCACUUCAAGACAAACAGUCUUGGCUAGCUGAACAAGAAAUUUAUAGACUAGCCAGAAUGGACCACCCGGAUAUUUUACAUUAUAUUGGAGUUGACAAGAAAGGUGAUAAUCUUCAAGCUGAAUACUGGCUCAUCACCGCUUAUCAUGAGAAGGGUUCAUUGUGUGAUUACCUAAAAGCGCACACAUUGACAUGGGCGGAGGCUUGGCGUGUAGCUGUAUGCGUCGCCCGCGGUCUUGCGCAUCUUCACGAAGAAGGUGGUGGGAAACCUGCUGUGGCACAUAGAGAUUUCAAGUCUAAAAAUGUCCUUCUAAAAUCUGACAUGAGCGCUUGCAUAGCUGAUUUUGGACUUGCCUUAGUGUUUGUAGCUGGCAGAGGCUGCGGUGAUGCCCAUGGGCAAGUUGGUACUAGACGGUACAUGGCCCCGGAAGUAUUAGAUGGAGCUAUUAAUUUUACAAAAGAUGCUUUCUUGAGAAUAGACAUGUACGCCUGCGCGCUUGUCUUAUGGGAGAUCGCAUCUCGGUGCAAUGAAGCCGGUGCCGAUUCCUCGUCGCAGUACCGGUUGCCUCUGGAAGAUGAGGUCGGCUCGCAUCCCACGCUAGAGGAGAUGCAGGAGACAGUCGUGCAGCGGAAACUGCGUCCGCACAUACCUGCACAAUGGCGGGAACAUUCGGGUCUGUCCGUCCUAUGCGACACGAUGGAGGAGUGUUGGGACCACGACGCGGAGGCGCGUCUGUCCGCGUCUUGCGUCCUCGAGCGUGUGGCGGCGCAGCGCCCCCCCGCGCGCAUGUCCCCCGACGCCCCCCUCCUCAUACACGACCUGCCCCCCGCCUGCUGACCCCCGGGGGACCUGCCCCUCAUCGACCUGUGACUGCGCCCGCCCUGCCGUCCCGAGCCUAAAUUGCACUAAUAGCAAAUACGAUAAACCGAGAAGUUUUUAUGUUGUGUGAGUUAACAAAUCACUAUUUAUAAUCAAAUUUUGAACGCAAAGCGAAAGAAAAGUGCGAAUACUAAAAUAAUUCACAUAUUUCAGAUUGAAUAUGUGAUAAAUAAAUAAAUUAUAGGCAUUCUACUUUUUUAACCCUUAUUGCUAUAUCUAGUUGUUUUUCGCUAAAUCGUUUUUAAACUACUAAAAAUGCAGCCCGAUUCAAACCUG